Exophiala xenobiotica is the source of this 975-nucleotide messenger RNA. RefSeq lists its product as uncharacterized. The coding region runs from base 1 to 975 and encodes 324 amino acids. Lineage: Eukaryota; Fungi; Ascomycota; Eurotiomycetes; Chaetothyriales; Herpotrichiellaceae. The record is from RefSeq and is a predicted model, not a curated record. Gene Ontology annotation, cellular component: membrane. The transcript has 2 exons.
AUGGUCGACUUCAACUCGUCCCAAGUGACCAUCCCAGACCACUUCGGCAUUAAUUUUACCUCGGUUGUGCACACGCAUGCCGAAGGCCCAACACGGCCAGAGAACAACAAGGUCUCGUCGCCUUUUGUGGUCGUCGUCACCGGCGCGGGCAAAGGGCUGGGGUAUCAUAUUGCUCUUGCGUGCGCUCGAGCCGGUGCCACGGGCCUAUGUAUUUCUAGUCGAACGCAGUCGAACCUUGAUGCCCUCGAGAAUGAUUUGCGAAAACUCAAUCCUGAGGUCGAGGUCCUGAAGCAAACAUGUGAUACAGCGGAUCCGCAGGCCGUGAACGGGCUCGCAGAGGCAGUAGCUACCGUGUUCAGCGGCCGGUUGGAUGUGGUCAUCGCCAAUGCAGGCGUGAUAAGUCGGUACUUGUACGACACAGAUGCUGAAACGGGUGAGCAGACGUAUCGAAGGCUUCCCGUGUGCAUCGUUGAGGACGAUGAUUUUGCCCGCGUCACGUCCAUCAAUUACCUGGGCAGCUACUAUGUGGCCAAGUACUUCACGCCUGGAUUGGUUUCCGGAUCCAACCCGUCCGCGAUCAGGGCGUAUGGCGUCAUAACGAGCACGGCGGCACCUUGCUACGACAGCAAGUUUGUGCCUACAGCGUACAAUAUAAGCAAAUUAGCCAACGUGCGAAUGGCGGAGUAUAUGCACAACGACCAUGAAAGAAGUGGAUUGCAGGCGUUUGCGGUCCAUCCGGGAGCCGUACUCACGCCGCAGACCGAAAGGCAUAGCACACGGGAGGGCGAUGGGUGGGAUACGCUCUUGACUGACGACGUCGGUUUGUGCGGAGGGUUCCUGACCUGGUUGACGAAGGAGAGGAGGGAGUGGCUGAGUGGCAGAUAUCUUGCUGUCACCUGGGAUGUGGACGAGCUUGCGAAGAUGGAGGAUGAAAUUGUGGUAAAGGAUAAGCUGAAGUUCAGAAUGGUUGUUUAG